AUGCCUUCUCUCACCUCGACUGUUCUGCUUGCUGCUGGGCUUCUGGCUUCGACAUCUUCCGCGUUCGACCCGACAUCGAAGACCAACGUCGCCAUCUACUGGGGCCAAGGAGCUUACCAGAAGCGACUUUUGGAAACUUGCAAGAACGAUGACAUCGACAUCAUCAACAUCGCAUUUGUUAACCAAUUCCCGGAUCAGACCGGCGAUGGGUACCCAGGAGACAACUUCGGUAACGCAUGUUGGGGAGAUUACUACGAAACGAGCAACGGAACUAAUACGCACCUCUUGGAGACAUGUCCAAACAUUGAGCCUGAUGUUAUCGCCUGUCAAGAAACCUAUGGAAAGAAGAUCUUCCUUUCGCUUGGUGGUAGCUACCCAACCAACUACUACCUCAAGGACGACGAAUCUGGAAUUACAUUCGCCGACUUCCUCUGGCAAGCAUUUGGUCCUGAGCAGGAUGACUACACUGGACCUCGUCCAUGGGGAAGUGCUGUAGUGGACGGAUUCGACUUCGAUAUUGAGAGCACCAUGGACCCGGCUCCGGAAGACACUCCGGAUUACAAGACGUCAGGAUAUAUCGCCAUGAUCAACCACUUCAAGAACUCACUCUUCUUGGGAGACGACUCCAAGGACUACUAUAUCUCCGGUGCGCCGCAGUGUGUACUUCCAGAUGACCACUUCUCCGACCUCCUCCCCAACGCGUGGUUCGAUUUCCUCUUCAUCCAAUUCUACAACACCAUGUCGUGCAGCGCCCGGGCUGGAAUCAACCACAUGAACGAUCAAGGCUCCGAUGACAUCUCGUUCGACGAUUGGUCGAAGCAAGAGUCCUUGAACCCGAAUGUGAUGAUGUACAUCUCUCUUCCUGCCGAUCCUGCCGCGUCUAGCAGCACACUCUACUAUCUCAGCCCAGGACAAGUUCAAGACACCGUCCAACGCUUCUACGACAACGACCGCUUCGGUGGUCUGGCGCUGUGGGAGGCUACUUACAGCCAGAACAACACCAUUUGCGGAUGGAGAUACAGUACCUGGAUGAAAAAUAUAUUGCUUGGUGAAGAGCUUGGAACGCCAGUCAACACCAACCCAUCAAACUGCAGUGUCUCGAACUCAACGGUCACUACUACAUCGACUCCAAGUGUUGGAACCAUCAGCCCGAUUGCCUCCUCAGACUCACCUGCAAACUUUAGCACGCUGCUGAACGUUUCACGGACGACCACGACUUUGCGUGCAUCUAUGGGCACCGGCUUUCCAGCACAUCUGGGAACUGGUGCUAGCGCCAUCGUAGGCACGGGAAUCGCCACUCCAGCCAGCGCAACUGCUCCCGCCGCUGUCGGCACUGGCUCGUCUCCUGUUGGGUCCAGCAACGCUACCAACUCGGCAGCCAACGCUUCUAGCACCCAGGCUUCUCUUUGUCCAGCUUCCGACGGCCAGACUGUCAGCGAUACUAGUGGUGUAGCAUACGCCGUACAGUGUGAUGUUGCCCUCACCGGCGACGUCCUGCAAGCCCACACGAAGCGUUGGUCUCGCUAUACCAAGCGCACUAUCUCUGAUCAGGAGUGCAUGUCUUCUUGCGACGGAAUAGCCUCCUGCGUCAGUUUCACAGUUUCCAAUGGCGAAUGCACCCUGUUCAGCUCCGUCAGCAGUACUUCCACUGUCUCUGGUGCUACGAGCGCUUCUAAGGUCUCGCAGGCCAGCAGCCCCACUGGUGGUGCAAGUAACGGUACUGCCUCUGCUACACUCGCCGGCAGCAACGGCACGGUUUCGGCAACGUCAGCUGCCAAUUAUGGCACUGUUGCUCCCACACCGGUGAACAACACUGAGAACGCAGUCUCGUCUCUGUCGGGCGCCAGCGCUGGUCUCCCGGCCAAUUCGGCGUCUCCUUCUUCUGGGCCAUUCAACAAUGCUACUACUACUACUCUACUUGCACCUUUCUCUGCUGUUUCUGCACCUCAGAACACCACUGCUACAAGCUCCCCAGCUCCAGAAUCAUCAAGCGAUGCUGCCGCUCCGGCCUCUGAAAGCGCACGUGCCAGCGGCAGUGCUACGAGCAGCGCCGCCUCUCCAGCGUCUGAAGGUGCCAGCGCGACUCAGAGUGAUGCUACUGCUCCAGAAUCAUCAUCAUCACCUUCCUCCAGCAGCGCCGCGACCGCAACCGCCACUCCAAAGCCAGACUCAGCCUACUGCCCUGAUUCGAGCGGGCAACCCGUAACAGACAGCGACGGCGUCACCUAUGGCCCAAUGGAGUGCGAUCAGGCCUACUCUGGCACCGUCAUCACACCUAGCAGCAAGUCGAAGAGAGAUGGAAGUACCAUCGAAGACUGUCUCUCGUCUUGCAGCCAGUACUCCAACUGCAUUGCCGCCAGUGUCCUCAAUGGAGCAUGCACUUUGCUUUCCGAUCUGUCUGGGAAAUCUACCCAGUCGGGCGGAUCGUGUGCUCUUCACGAGGCUCGCGCUGCCGCGGUCGGUAUCACUGCGGACUUGAUCCCUUCGAUUGAUCCUCCAAGUAGCAGCUCAUCUGCUGCCGCUGGUCAAUCGGCGAGUGCCAGUCAGUCUGCCAGCGCCAGUGGCUCGGCAAGUGUGAGUGAAUCGGCCAGUCAAUCAGCCUCUGCUUCGAGCUCAGCAUCGGCCUCUCAAUCUGCCUCCGCCAGUGGUCCUGCCUCUGUUUCGGCGAGCCAGAGCUCUGCAGCGCCAACUGGAAGUUCCGCAGCAGCCUCGGCGGGUGACUCUGCUCCCGCAAGUCAGUCGGCUUCUGCAAGCGCUUCGAACAGUGGCGCUGCCGUUGCAGCUGUUGGCGGUCUGCCAGCUGCCUCCGCAAGCUCCUCAUCUCCUGCUGCCUCUAGCAGCGGCGCCGCGAUCGCUUCUGUCGGCGGCAAUCCAGCAGCUAGCUCUUCGUCGCACGCCCUGUCAUCCAGCCACCCGGCAUCGCCAUCAUCUUCUUCUCACCCACAAGGACCUUUCCCCGCGAAAGCCGCCCCUGCUCCUUCCAAGAAACCCGACCCAGCCCAGGCAAGACCAUCCACUACUCUCCACACCACAACCAAAUGCACCUCGACAAGCGUGGCCGCCAGCAAGGAGUCGGGAAAGCCUGAAGCUCAACCACAACACAAGCCUGACGCGCCAAACGCACAGCCCAAGCCGGCACCUAUACAACCAGCCCACCACCAGCCCGCUCCGAAGCCGGCACCAAAGCCUGCGCCCGAGAAGAAGCCUGUGGCUCACAAGAAACCCACCCCGAAGAAGCCGGCUCCUCCGCCUGCGCCCAAGGAUGCCCACAAGCCAACCCCUCCAAAGAAGCAACCUCCACCGCCGAAGAAGCCUGAACAGCAAACCCACAAGCCGGCUGAGAACCAGCCAUCGUGGUACUCCAAUUUCGGCCAAUGGUUCAAGAAUUCGCCGUGGGGCGGUAAUAACGACCACAAAGAGAACUGGGAGAUGCCUUGGGCUGACCAUGACCACCCACCACAGAAUCACGGCGGUUGGGGUGCAUGGUGA
Lecanosticta acicola is the source of this 3489-nucleotide messenger RNA. The record is from the annotation of a GenBank genome assembly. NCBI's taxonomy places the organism in Eukaryota, Fungi, Ascomycota, Dothideomycetes, Mycosphaerellales, Mycosphaerellaceae.